UUGAAGCACGAGAUAAGCGCAGAACACGCUAAUGAUGCAGUAGUAGCAUUUGGCACCGAAACUCAGAAACGAGAAACAGCCCUUUUCUUCUCGGGUCUUUCCCGUGCUGAGAGAAGAAAUGGCGGUCUUUCUCAGUUUCAGAUUUUAAGUUGAAUGCAUAGUAUUCUUAAGAGGACAGCAUGAUGGAAUUGGAGGGAAAUACAAGCGGCAUUGCAGAAGAAGCUUUCUUUGAAGUUGGAGAUGAUAUUGAUGCUGCUGCUUUUCAGAAUGAAAAAUGUGGGAUAUGUAUGGAUGUUAUCAUUGACAGGGGGGUCCUAGACUGCUGCCAGCACUGGUUUUGUUUUGAAUGCAUUGACAACUGGGCUACCAUUACAAACCUCUGCCCACUUUGUCAAAAUGAGUUUCAGUUAAUCACAUGCAUUCCAGUAUAUGAUACGAUUGGAACUAACAAGCUUGAGGACCCAUUUCCCAGAGAGGAUGACUGGUGCAUUCAAGGAAAGAAUAAUACUCUUUCUUUUCCAUCAUAUUACAUUGAUGAAAAUGCAGUUACCUGUUUGGACGGAGAUAGUUGCAAAAUACGAAGUGGUCUGGCAACAAUUAAGGAGGAUUCAAAUCUUGAUACAUCAAUUGCUUGUGAUUCAUGUGAUAUAUGGUACCAUGCUUUUUGUGUGGGUUUUGUUCCAGAAGGUGUAUCUGAGAGUUCAUGGUUAUGCCCAAGGUGUGUAAUUGAUGAAGUGCCAAAAAAAUCAGAUGUGAUUUCAGUACAAAGACCAAACAACCAAUGUGAUCCAGAUAUUGUUCAAGAACAUCCUGUUGAUGCUAUGUUUUCUGGAAAGGUAUCAGUCUCGGUUGCUGAUACUGGAGAGACAGCUGUUGUGGUCUCAAUGGUUGGAGAAAUGCAGUUGGAUGGAGGAUCAAGUGAGGACUUUCUGUCACUCCUAGAAAUCAACAAGGACCCAAAGAUAGAAACAUUGUUAAUUAAUUCCAAUGCAAGUAGUCCCAAGCUGGAAGCACAAUUAAAGGAGAGUACUAGUAUUCAAACAAAUGUUGGGGCAGAGGAAACAUCGUUAGCAUUAUCAUUAACACAAAACCCAUCCUUCACUUUAUCUGACAACUCUUCUGUUCUUAGUCAGUUUGAUACAAAAAAUGUUGAUAAUGAGAUUUGUGAACCAAACGGUCACAGUGAGUGUGAAACUUCUUCGCAUCUCCUCUAUGCUAAAUCCUUUUUUAAGAUUGAACCAUCUGGAACUGAAUCUGAUAUUGAUCUUCAUCUUGGCUUAUCUUUUGGAUCUUCUUUGUCAGUUGACAAGGUGGAUGAUGCAAAUAUAGUGGCUGGGGAUGUACAGCAGCACAAUUCUUUAGAAGAAUCCUCUUUGUCAGUUGACAGGGUGGAUGUGGAUCCUAAUGAUAAUGUGGGUGUUGAUGGAGUAACUAGCUUGAAGAGAAAGUUUACAAGUUCCAGAGAUGAUGCUCAGAUAGGUGACCAUACUGAAUGUGAGGACAGAGAAACCAGUGAUAAAAUCAAGACUAAGGUUUCCACAAAGAAAGCCAGAUCUGAGGGAGAACAUCAAGAAAUUCCUAAGUGUCAAGCUAGUGAUUCUGUACAGGAUGAAACUAAAAAAUGUUCUAGUCCGAUAGCAGUUUGUGAAAAUAAUAAGUUGCAUGAUCAUUUAGAUAAGGAAGUUUCCCCUUCCACAAAGAAAGCCAGAUCUGAGCGUGAAGGUGAACAUCAAGAGAUUCAAGCUAGUGAUUCUGUACAGAAUGACAGUCAAAAGUGUUCCAGUUUGCUAGCAGUUUGUGAAAAUAAUAAGUUGCAAGGUCAUUUAGAUAAGGAAGUUGCACCUUCAGACAUUAUGAGUAUAGUUCAGGAGACAGACUAUAGAUCUUCCAGAAGGCCUACGCACCCACACCCUACUGAUAACUCCUCAAAAGAAAGAGAUAAUGCAGUUGGAUUGAGAGUUAAAAAGAUAAUGAGGAGAGCCUCAGACGACAAAGAGUCUGCAGUGCUAGUCCAGAAACUAAGAGAAGAAAUUAGAGAAGCUGUCCGUAACAAGUCUUCAAAAGAUUUUGGGAAAAAUAACAUCUUUGAUCCAAAACUUCUUGCUGCAUUCAGAGCUGCAAUAGCAGGACCCAAAACUGAACCAGUUAAGCAGUUAAAUACUUUUCUUGUGAAGUCAAAGAAGUCAUUGUUGCAGAAAGGAAAGGUCCGUGAGAAUCUAACAAAGAAAAUAUAUGGGACAAGCAAUGGAAGACGGAGACGUGCAUGGGACAGGGAUUGGGAAAUUGAGUUCUGGAAGCAUCGGUGCAUGAGGACUACAAAGCCUGAAAAGGUUGAAACACUAAAGUCUGUUCUUGACCUCCUAAGAAAGAGCUCAGAGAUGGAAAAAGGGUCUGAAGGGGAGGCUUCAAAUCCCAUUCUUUCCAGGUUGUAUCUAGCAGAUACAUCUGUCUUCCCUAGGAAGGAUGAUAUCAAGCCUCUCUCAGCCCUUACAUGCAUUAGCAACAAUGAACAGAUAAAAGAAGAUAGUUCAACAACAAAAAAUUUUAAACCAAAAUUUGACAAUCAUACAGUCCAGACACCUUCAAUGACAGCCAUUCCUUCAGUUGAUAAGGGAAAAAAGGGUGGUGCUCCAAGCUUAAAAUGUGAGUCUAAUUCUUCGAAAAUACAUCCCAAUGGACCCACAAGCAGGCUGAACUCCAUUUCUUUGUCAGGUGGUUCCAAAGUGAAAUCCCAAGAUACAAAGGACACUGCUAGUAAAUCUGAUAAUGUAAAGAUAGAUAAAAGGAAAUGGGCCCUGGAGGUUCUUGCAAGAAAGACCGCUAUGGGAGGCAAGGAUGCAGCUCAAAUGAAACAGGAAGAUAUUGCAGUUCUCAAAGGCAAUUAUCCUUUAUUGCAGGCCCAACUGCCGAUAGAUAUGAGACCAGUACUUGCACCCAUCCGCCAUAAUAAAGUUCCAGUAUCAGUUAGGCAGGCACAACUUUACCGCCUGACAGAACAUUUCUUGAGGAUAGCAAAUCUUCCCAUUAUUUGUAGAACUGCAGUCACAGAGUUGGCCAUUGCAGAUGCUGUCAACAUUGAAAAGGAGAUUGCUGAUAGAUCAAACAGCAAGCUUGUAUAUGUGAAUCUUUGCUCUCAGGUUCUGUCUCAACAUAGAAAUAACAGCAAACCUGGUAGUGAAGCCAAAGAAUUAAAUCCUCCAUCAGAAGACAUUGCAAGAAGUACAGAACCAGCAGCUGCCAAAGAAUCCUCUUUUGAUCCAACAGUGGAAGAAGCACUGAGACUGGCAGGCCUUCUGUCUGAGUCCCCACCAAACAGUCCUUAUUGCCCAAUGAAAGAGCAGGAUGAUGAAGAGGACACCUCAUUAAAGGUCCAAGAGGAGGAUGGGCCUGUAGAUAUAUUCAAUAUGGAUUCUCAUCCAGAAUUGGAUAUAUAUGGGGAUUUUGAGUAUGAUCUGGAAGAGGAAGAUUAUAUCAGUGCUACUUCUUUGAGGGCACCCAAGUCACAACCACAAGAAGGUGAUUCAAAAAUGAAGGUUGUAUUCUCCACUCUCAACUCUGAAAGAGAAAAUAAUGGUCUAGAUUUUAAAGAUAAUGGAAGAUUACGGGUUGCUGAGGAGUCAAUGGAUUCUCCCAUGUUGGAAUGCCAUAAAGAUAGUGACAUUCAAAGCUCAAACUCAACUGAUAAGGUUGGCAGACAAAGUCUUCCAUUAGAAUCUUUACAAGAUGGAGAUGCAGAGCCUUCUAUGGCAGAAUGUGAGGAGUUAUAUGGCCCUGACAAAGAACCCCUGGUAGAAAGGUUUCCCAUAAAUGCAUCAAGAGAGCCAGAUAAGUUGGUCCAGAAGGAAGCGUCAUCUGAAGAAAUAGCUCCUGCAGAAAAUAAAACUUGUGGAUCAAAUAAAGCAUCUAUUCCCAAUCAUGAGAAUGAGAACAGUACAGAGAAUAUAUCAGUCACAGGCAGAUUUUCUGUUGAACAUGACUCUUCUGUGGGAAACAAUUCACCAAAGCAUUCUCUAACGAGAGAAACUGUACUAAGGAAGGAGACAAGCCCCAAAAAUCACAAGCAGUUGGACCUCAGCCAUUCCAUAUCCAUAAAGGUGGAAGCGUAUAUUAAAGAACACAUCAGGCCACUGUGCAAAAGUGGUGUGAUCACAGUGGACCAGUACAGAUGGGCCGUGGCUAAAACAACAGAUAAAGUUAUGAAAUACCAUGUAAAGGCCAAGAAUGCAAAUUUCCUAAUAAAGGAAGGGGAGAAAGUGAAGAAACUUGCAGAGCAAUAUGUUAAAGCUGCUAAGGAUAAGCAAGAGUAAUGGACYCCAGUUUAAAGGCAGUUUCUAGAUCCUUCUCUGGCAGCCUAUCUUCGACCUCCUAUUUUGCAGAUAAGGAGAUGAAAGGAGAAAAAGAAGGGUAGCAUCCAACCUAUAAUCCUGUUUUGGCUGUUCAUGAAAUUCCAGGAUCUAUGAGGGUGUAUGAAACUUGGGUUGAAUUGAAGCUUAUUUGAAUGUAUAUAAUUAUACGGGGUGCUUCAUAAGAGCAUUGAACUGCAUCCUCAACCAACAAAUGAUUAAUAGGAUUACUAGCGGAAGGGCCCUGCGUUGCAGGGGCAAAACAUGAUGGUAAGUAGCUUGUGAGUAAA
Nelumbo nucifera (sacred lotus) is the source of this 4633-nucleotide messenger RNA. RefSeq names its product RING/U-box protein. Lineage: Eukaryota; Viridiplantae; Streptophyta; Magnoliopsida; Proteales; Nelumbonaceae. Gene Ontology annotation, biological process: protein ubiquitination. Gene Ontology annotation, molecular function: ubiquitin protein ligase activity. The record is from RefSeq and is a predicted model, not a curated record.